Prorocentrum cordatum is the source of this 1585-nucleotide messenger RNA. Lineage: Eukaryota; Dinophyceae; Prorocentrales; Prorocentraceae. The record is from the annotation of a GenBank genome assembly.
GGCUCUAGCACGCCCUCCGUAUCGAACCUGCGCCUUGCCGCGGGUCAGUGAUGGCGGCGGAAGCGCCAGGUACUCAAGAUUUGUUGUAUGUCGUGACUGCAAGCGGUUCGGCAACGCCAGUGCAAUGCGAGUUGGCCAAAGUCACAGCUGGCGAGGUCAAGCAAAUGUACAGUCAGCUGUCAGGCGUCCCCGCGUGGCGAUUGCGCCUGAUCUUCGGUGAGACAGUCAUGAAAGAUUGCGAACAGCUUCUCUCGAACGGGCUGCGUUCAGGCGAUUCGCUGCAAGUGGUGUCGGUGCAGAACUUGUCCACUUUGCCAGGACUGGGCGGCGGCUGGGUGUUGUACAUGUUCAACGGCGCAGAUUUCCAGUAUGUUGAUUAUCUGAGGAUGGGUCAGAAUCCAGACGGCAUUGGAGACCCUGGCGUGGUGCUGAACCCCGAGGCCGACCAAACUGGGUGUUACAAGAUGAGCGAGCAGUCGUUCGACGAGCACGGUUUCGACGAGGUGGCUGCGGUCGGGAGCGACCAUAGCUGGGUUCUGAUCCGACGCGGCGACGGAAAGGCAAUCCCUGCUUCGGACGCAUUCAAAAUCGGGGGUUCCUCCGGCUACGAGUUUGUCUUCUCGAGCGGGGCGAGGUCCGACUCGAGCGCGAACCGGACGAACGCUGCCGUUGGCGAGCUGCACUGGGCCAGUUUCGGCCCCUUCUUCGACGACGCGCUGUACCACAACGCGCUCGACGGCUCGGGCUGGCAGUGGAUGUGGUCGGCGCACCGGUCGGACAAGGGCACCGUCCUGGGAGCCAGCAGCUGGUCCGAGAGCCGCGUCCUGCAGGAGCGGCUCGGAGGCUACGCCUGGGCCUGGUACGGCCGCGCUGCCGCCGGGCGGGGCGAGGCUCCUGCCACCGCGGGCGCCUCUCGGUGACGUGGAGCCACGCUGGAGUCUUUUGGGAUUGCUGCUGUCCUUCUGUGGACCGUGGGAGGCCCCUCGCCCCAUCGCCCGCGCGCCUUCUGCAACGAACGAGCUCUGGCCCCUGGGAGCGGCGAGCCUGACGAGGCUUCCGCGCCCCCGCGCCUGCUCCCGAGCGAGUCGGCCAGGGCGCGUCGGGCCAGGGGCCUUCUGCGGCCGCCUGCGGCUCGAGGCGCCGGCGAGAUCCGCACGCCGUCGUGCACACGAGGCUGCCGGCGUCCUCGGCAGCACUCGGACGUGUGCAUUUUUCCUUCGGCGAGGACCAUCGAGAAGCAUCCUAUGAUCAUUUGGCGAAGCAGCCACGCACGAAACCCGAAAAAAAACACAGGGAAUGGACGUCCGAGCGAUGGCCAGCGUCGUGCAGGCUACCAGCAGCGUCGUGCUUGCGGACUGCGGGGUUCUCUUGCCUGCAGCAGCCUGCAUGCUCCUGCCUGGUCAGAGCCUGCUUUUUUCUUUCGUCUGGGCGAUGACGCUCGUGAUCGCCCCCGCCCCUCCCUCCCCCCCCCGAUCACGUCACGCUGUUUUCCUCACACGUCUCAAGAUCUGCGAGGGUUCCCAGGAAUUUGUCGUCGUCGCUGUUGUCCGCGACCGGGAGGCCGAAAAAGCGAGGACAAAGUCAC